This is a messenger RNA of Penicillium concentricum, 1710 nucleotides long. Its product is annotated as fungal specific transcription factor domain-containing protein. NCBI's taxonomy places the organism in Eukaryota, Fungi, Ascomycota, Eurotiomycetes, Eurotiales, Aspergillaceae. The transcript is spliced from 2 exons. The record is from RefSeq and is a predicted model, not a curated record. Bases 1 to 1710 code for a protein of 569 amino acids.
AUGCAAGAGAAACUCAAUGUCCAAGCCACGCAGAACGGUGAUAUGAGUCUCGAGCAACCAUUCGAAGAUAAUGGCCCUGGGAUCUCCGUUUCCGAGCAGUCGAUUGCCGAGCAACCGUUUCAUCUGCGUUUGCUGUUUCAGAAUGACUGGCUCAGUAUCGAAGGCCCCUCGGAAAGCCGGGUCAGACAAGGUCAUGGUAUCACUAGCACUGCCCAUCCACUCGCUGUCGCAAGAAAAUCGCUACAGGUGUUGAUUCCUUCGAAAGACGAAAUACUCAAAACCAGCGAUUCAGCUUCCGAAUGGCUUAGCAUGCUACAGUCAUUUUUUCCGCUACCAUGCGGCACCACUUGUGGAGAGGAAGUCGUUGCGGGUUAUGAAGAGAUGCAUAGUCCCAAUGUUGAUCCCAUCAAGCUAGCUUCUUGGAUGGUAACCGUUGCUAUGAUAACCGAGCAACUGCCACAAGAAAAUGUGAGAAUGGAGAUUCGGCUCAAAAACCGACAGCGACAUAGUUCACUUUCGAAAGCCAUAUCCACAACAGUGGAAAAUAAAGUUUUGGCCUACGAUACUUUGACGGGAUCGAUAGAGGGGCUUUCGCUGUUGAUGCAGUUUAUCAGGCUGGAAAUGGGCCGAGGAAACAUCCAUAAAGCAUGGUUAAAAUUGCGACGGGCUAUUGCGAUCGCAGAGCUGAUGGGACUUCACAACCUGGUUCAAGUAAUCCAAAUGGGUUCCGCUACCGAGGCUGCUGAUGAAGGUUACAUCGGCAAAUUGCGGCUAUGGGAUCUAAUAUGUGCCGCAGACAGACUUUUGGGGAUGAUUCUCAACAUUUCUCCAAUUACUGGCCGUCAUGAACAACUGACAAACCAGUCCCUAUCUAUCAAUGGCAUCGUGCAAACCCGAUUGUAUCUCUUUCGGUUGACAGACAUAGCCAACAAGAUCCAAGAUCUGGAUCUAAUCCGCAAAUCGAAUGUACCCGGAACGGAGAGCUACGCAUUUGCUUUGGAGCUUUCUAGGGAGCUGAAAGCACUGGCCUCCCAAACCCCAGAAGCUUGGUGGUCAGGGGGUGUGCAUGGUGCGAACAAUGUUCAACCUGACCACAUAGUGCAGUUCUUGCAUUAUUAUGUCGCCAUGAGAAUCCAUCUGCCUCUCAGUUUGCGACAGGGCCCAGACGGCGAAAACUUGUUUAAUUGUUUGGCUUGUGUCGCCGCCUGCGAAUCGAUGGUGCAGCGAUACCAGUUGCUGAGACGAACGCUUCCACCUGGUCUCUUCCUUUCCGAAAUUUUGGACAUACAGGCGUUCUCUGCUGCAGUCACUCUUCUUCUCAUAUCUCAUAUGUUUUCCCAGUGCUCUUUGGAAGUCGGUAUCGACAAAAUCAAGAUCAAAAACGAGGUGGGACAAGUCAUCCAGCUUCUCCAAGACAAGUCUGACUGUCCCUCUGGAUCCUGUAUUGCUUAUAAUGGUUUUACCACGCUUCGCUCCCUCGAUGAUCUGCUUGGCGAAAACGGCUUUGAUGUAUGCCAAAUAGCAUUUCAUGCUCCGCUUCUCGGUAAAAUGCAAGUCAAACGCAAUGAGCAGACUUCUCAAUCCGAGGAUGAUUGGUCUUCGGAUUUCAUGUCAGCUCUCGGACUUUGCAACGCAGGCGAACAGAUAUUUCAACUAAACCCCGAUUCCUACAUGUCUCUAGAGCCUUCCAUUGAUCUGCAGAAUAUGUGA